GCGGACCCCGGAAGUGCGGCUCGAACUUGGUCGGGGCGCGGAUCCCGAGAGGGAAAGUCAUAACAACCGCACGAGGGAGUUCGUCUGGCGAGCUGGAAGGCCACGCCUCCUCCCGACUCCCCCCGCAGCCCUGUAGCUGGGGGCAGAGCUCAGACUGUCUUCUGAAGAUUGAUGUCUAUUUCCUUGAGCUCUUUAAUUUUGUUGCCAGUUUGGAUAAGCAUGGCACAAAUCCAGCAGGGAGGUCCAGAUGAAAAAGAAAAGACUACUGCACUGAAAGAUUUAUUAUCUAGGAUUGAUUUGGAUGAACUAAUGAAAAAAGAUGAACCACCUCUUGAUUUUCCUGAUACCCUGGAAGGAUUUGAAUAUGCUUUUAAUGAAAAGGGACAGUUAAGACACAUAAAAACUGGGGAACCGUUUGUUUUUAACUACCAAGAAGAUUUGCACAGAUGGAACCAGAAAAGAUAUGAAGCUCUAGGAGAGAUUAUUACGAAGUAUGUAUAUGAGCUCUUGGAAAAGGACUGUAACUUGAAAAAAAUCUCAAUUCCAGUAGAUGCCACUGAGAGUGAACCAAAGAGUUUUAUCUUUAUGAGUGAGGAUGCUUUGACAAAUCCACAGAAACUGAUGGUUUUAAUUCAUGGUAGUGGUGUUGUCAGGGCAGGUCAGUGGGCUAGAAGGCUUAUUAUAAAUGAAGAUCUGGACAGUGGCACACAGAUACCUUUUAUUAAGAGAGCUAUGGAUGAGGGAUAUGGAGUAAUAGUACUGAAUCCCAAUGAAAACUAUAUUGAAGUAGAAAAGCCGAAGAUCCAUGUACAGUCAUCUUCUGAUAGUUCAGAUGAACCAGCAGAAAAACGGGAAAGAAAAGAUAAAGUCUCUAAAGAAACAAAGAAGCGACGUGAUUUCUAUGAAAAGUAUCGUAACCCCCAAAGGGAAAAAGAGAUGAUGCAGCUGUAUAUCAGAGAAAAUGGUUCUCCUGAAGAACAUGCAGUCUAUGUGUGGGACCAUUUCAUAGCUCAGUCUGCAGCUGAGAAUGUGUUUUUUGUUGCUCACAGCUAUGGAGGACUUGCUUUCGUUGAACUGAUGAUUCAACGAGAAGCAGAUGUAAAAAGUAAGGUAACCGCCGUGGCGCUUACAGACUCUGUUCACAACGUGUGGCAUCAAGAAGCGGGCAAAACGAUUCGAGAAUGGAUGAGAGAGAAUUGUUGUAAUUGGGUCUCUAGCUCAGAACCAUUAGACACAUCAGUGGAAUCCAUGCUGCCCGAUUGUCCCCGAGUCUCAGCAGGCACCGACCGUCACGAGCUAACUUCCUGGAAGAGCUUCCCGUCCAUUUUCAAAUUCUUUACCGAAGCCUCUGAGGCAAAGACCAGUUCCCUCAAGCCGGCUCUGACGCGGCGCUCCCACAGAAUAAAGCACGAAGAGCUGUAAGAGGAGAACGAGCGAGACGGGGGAGGGGAAGCCAAGGCACCACACUCGAGCAUGCAUCCACACGUCUCCCAACUGCUUGUUGUCGGCGAGCAGACUCCCAGCCCCUCAUUAGAUUGUUUUCUUCCUAGAGCACAGGGUCGUGAUAUAUACAUCUAAAUAGCGUUUUGCAUUAUUUCUAGAUGAGUGCAACUGUCAAAGCAAUAUGGGUUCACUGGUCGUGCUUCCGCGGGCUGAGCUCGGGCUUCGCGCUGCCCGUCAGCGCGCAGAUUAAGGCUGACAGCGCCCUGCUCGGCGCGGCCGGCGCGCCUCUAAUUGCCCUGACGGAGCCCGCGCGGGCGCUGCGGGGCGAGCGGCGUCUGCGCGGUCCUACCGCCCGUUGCAGCGCAGCCGCCGCUUGCACCGGCCCCCGGCCCCCCUCGAUCAUGUCCGGUUUUUUCCUCCGAACAGAAGCAAACUUUUAUUCUAGAUUUCAAACUUACAUUUUGGGUUUUCGGCGAAGAGCUUCUUACGCCUCUUUUUUUUUUUUUCCCCCUAAUUAAAAGGAAGUUCCCCACAAACCUCCUCAGAAAAGCCAGAUUUAAAUUCAGAACGAGAAUGCCGUGAUGUACUAUCUCGCCUUGGGAGUGCAAAUUGUUCUCUAACAAUCUAUUUUCAUUUCAAGACCAAAAGAAAAACUUUGCAUAAAAAAUCUACAAAGUACCCAUUACACAUUACCGCUGAAAACCCUUGCCAUUUGAAUACGAGGUUUUACACAAGUCUCUAAUUUCAGAAGAGAUUGUUUAAACCAAAACGUAAUGAUGCGCAAAUCUUUUAAGGGUGAAAGGUCCCAUUUCCAACAGAAUUUCCAACUUUAUCAUUAGAACUGACUUUACUUUUUAAAUGUAUAAUGUGUAAAGAGUGGCAUUGUAAUUCAGAUCGCACACUUGUUUUGCUUUUUAAAUCCUAAUGUGGAGAAAGUUUGUUGUUGUUGUUCAUAACCCUAACCAGAACGACUGUCCUGAGCUUUCAUGGAGUGUGACCCUGUUAGGGAUGGUAUUAUGGUCAUCAGGAAGAUGAACCUGUGUGCUGUUCCACGUUUUCCUUGUGAAAGGCCAAGUGGGGCUAAAAUGAUUCUUUUAGGUUUCUGCUCCCACAGAAAGCGAAAGAAAGACCUGGUGUGAAAGAUUUUCUUCUCUCAAUACAGUGGCAUAAGUUUUAGUAGUCCCAUUUCCUCUCUACAGUUUCUACAGUUACUUUAAUCCUGCUAAUAUCUGGCCAACACUGUGAAAUACAAGAGGUAAAAUAAGUUAAGAUUUUGCUGACUUUUAAAUUCAAAUAUUAAAUCUUAACAUUAUCAAUUUUUAAUUACUUGAAUUUAAUUACCUAGUAAAGAUUCUGUUUCUAGCAGAUGAGGGUCUGAAUCUAAUAUUUUUUCAUCCUUUUUUAAAGUAUAUGCAACAAUAUGCCUGCCUUAUUUGAGGACAUGAUAAAAUGUACCCAAAAUGACUUAGAACUGUCUGACUUCUCAGAAAAAAAUAACUUAACCACCUCAUGGAUAAAAUGUUUUUAUAUUAUGAACCGAUUUCAGCAAGUUUUAAAACUGGUAAUAUCUGUGUUUGGUAUAUAAGUACAUUAAUUUGUUCUUAUAGUUUUAAUGAUGGCAAAUUAAAGUGAUCUUUUUUCAGUGGUCAUA
Molecule: messenger RNA, 3094 nt
Organism: Neogale vison (American mink)
Lineage: Eukaryota; Metazoa; Chordata; Mammalia; Carnivora; Mustelidae
Gene: ARB2A
Product: family with sequence similarity 172 member A
Exons: 11
Coding region: 172-1422 (416 amino acids)
Biological process (GO): regulatory ncRNA-mediated heterochromatin formation
Cellular component (GO): nucleus
Molecular function (GO): siRNA binding
Source: RefSeq, a predicted model, not a curated record